GCAGGAGGUUAUAUAAAAGCUGCUGUUUGCUCUGCAGCCAUAAAACUCCGUGCUGUAAAGAUAUUAAUCUGUAACGUAUGGAUCCAGUAUUGAUUUCUGCAGACGUCAACGUGUGGGUGAUGUACAGGUAGGAUGCUUCUCCUCUCUGACCUUCAUCACCUUCAUCACCUUCAUCACCUUUAUGUUUCAUCUGUUGUGAUUCAGCAUUCGGCUCUCCAGGGAGAAGAUGAUCUGCUGCAUCAUUCGGCUCUUCACACUCACCUCCUGUGUCUCUGAGUUCACAACCAGUAAACAUCUCCAGGUGGAGUCUAAAGGCUCAUGUUCACGUUGGGUCAGCUCCUCCCUCUCUGUCUCCUCAACAGGAUCAUUCUUAGUGGAGGUGACACAGACCUCCUAUGAGGCAGAGGAGAACAACAACGUCACUCUGGGAUGGAGGUUCUCCCCCAGAACAGACGGUUCCCUCAACUCCAUUAAUAUCUUCUGUGAGAAGUUAACUCAUGUCAGGACCUUCGUCCUGCUUCAUCUGUUUGAUGGUGUCGAGGUCCCAAAGUCUCAGGACGAACGCUUUGCAGGACGAGUCCAGUGGGACAAAGACGCCCUCAGAGAAGGUCUAGUCAGACUUCAGGUGUCCAGACUCAGGACUGAUGACUCGGGUGUUUACCUGUGUGAUGUGCUCACAGGUGAUGGUGCUGCUUCUAGGAGAUGCAACCUCAAUGUCACAGCAGCGAGGGAUCAGACCCAACCUGAAACACCAAGAAGUGGAGGAGGAGAUCCUUCCCAGACAGAAAGUCCAUCACAACCAGAGAGUCCGGGAUGGACCGUCCUCUACUGUCUACUGGGACUGACGGGACCAGGAACUCUGCUGGGUGUUUUUGGGGGUUUCUAUUACUGUCGGGGUGGAAAACCAGAUUCAACAAAGACGCCUUAUGAGGUUGUCCAAAUGAGCAUCUGAUGUUCUGGUUGUGAGCUGCUCAGUCUCAGCUGGUCGACUAUAAAGACCAGGACCCCCAGUGACUGACUCUCAUAUCCCCAGGACUAUAAAGACCAGGACCCCCACAUUACAUCACCAGGACUAUAAAGACCAGGACCCCCACAUUACAUCACCAGGACAACUUCAAAUACUCUUGCACAUCUUUUCUUUUCUUAUUAAAAUGCACUGGACACUUUUAUUUUAGAAUAUGUACUUUACUUUCAAUAUAUUACAUUUGAUUCGUAAUAUGUUGCAGCAUGACCUGUGGAUCAUCCAUCCGGUUGCUUUUUGGAACUACCAAAUGUAUCUUGUAUAUUGAUAAUGCACCAUCUGU
Messenger RNA from Cyclopterus lumpus (lumpfish), 1304 nucleotides. RefSeq lists its product as uncharacterized. The transcript has 4 exons. Bases 227 to 952 code for a protein of 241 amino acids. The record is from RefSeq and is a predicted model, not a curated record. Gene Ontology annotation, cellular component: external side of plasma membrane. Gene Ontology annotation, biological process: positive regulation of T cell proliferation; cell surface receptor signaling pathway; immune response. Lineage: Eukaryota; Metazoa; Chordata; Actinopteri; Perciformes; Cyclopteridae.